Oryzias latipes (Japanese medaka) is the source of this 2504-nucleotide messenger RNA. RefSeq names its product N-acylsphingosine amidohydrolase 2 (gene asah2). The record is from RefSeq and is a predicted model, not a curated record. Gene Ontology annotation, biological process: ceramide catabolic process; sphingosine biosynthetic process; long-chain fatty acid biosynthetic process. Lineage: Eukaryota; Metazoa; Chordata; Actinopteri; Beloniformes; Adrianichthyidae. Gene Ontology annotation, cellular component: extracellular region. Gene Ontology annotation, molecular function: N-acylsphingosine amidohydrolase activity.
UGAGCAGAAAACACCUGUCAGAGGUGCGCUGUGUCUGCUGGAGCUGAGUCUCGUCAGAGAAGACCAUCAGUCUGACAGGAAUCUACGACUUUUUGAAGUCAGAAAACAAAGGAUUGAUCUGGAGGCACCAUGGCUGACAGGAAGUGCUGUGGUGUUUCUGCCGUUAAGCUGACGCUGAGCAUCCUCCUCUUUCUCGUGACGGCUGCAUGCGUGGCGCUAAUUGUUGUGUUAGUCACCAGAACAACAGACACCGAGCCGGAGCCUCAGAGCAAAACGUACCUGAUUGGAGUGGGCCGAGCCGACUGCACCGGCUCAGCAGCUGAAAUCCCCAUGAUGGGUUAUGCAAACUCCCAGCAGAAAGCUGCAGGAAUUCACACACGUCUGUUCAGCCGAGCUUUUAUCGUUGAUGACGGAAACCAGAGAGUUCUAUUUGUCACCGCCGACAUAGGAAUGAUUUCCCAAAGACUUCGGCUAGAGGUUCUCAAGGCUCUGCAGGAAAAGUACGGAGACCUUUACAGGCGGGAAAAUGUUGUUAUGAGUGGGACUCACACUCACUGUGGUCCAGGUGGGUAUUUCCAGUACACGCUGUUUAUGAUCACCGGUAACGGCUACGUCAAAGAGUCCACAGAGCCGCUGGUCAAUGGCAUCGUCAAGAGUAUAGACAUAGCCCAUCGUAACAUGAGGCCUGGCAGGAUUUAUGUGAACAAAGGAGAGCUGGUUGACAGCAGUCUGAACAGGAGUCCUCACUCCUACAUGAACAACCCAGAAGACGAGCGCAAAAGGUAUGAGAAAAACACGGAUAAGCAGGUGGUGGUGCUGAAGUUUACAGAUUUGGAUGGAGAUGGGAUUGGAAUGAUCAGCUGGUUUGCCGUCCAUGCGGUAAGCAUGAACUUUACCAACCGCAUGGUGAGCAGUGACAACAUGGGGUAUGCUUCCUACUUGCUGGAACAGGACAAAAACUUUGGGGAACUCCCUGGACAGGGAAGUUUUGUGGCUGGAUUCUCCUCCAGUAACCUUGGUGACGUCAGUCCAAACACCAGAGGACCUCACUGUAUGAACACCGGCCUUCUCUGUGACUAUCUGAACAGCUCCUGUCCCGUUGGAGGGACUAAGAUGUGUAAAGCAUUUGGACCUGGAGAAGACAUGUUUGAGAGCACCAGAAUUAUUGGACACAACAUCUUCAUGAAAGCUAAGGAGCUGUAUGCAAAUGCAGUUCAUGAGGUGACUGGCUCUGUUCAGUUUGCUCACCAGUGGGUCAAUAUGACUGAUGUGACUGUUCAGCUCAAUGACACACACACAGGCAGGACAUGUAAACCGGCACUGGGUCACAGUUUUGCUGCAGGAACAACUGAUGGAGGCGGAGAUUUAAACUUUACUCAGGGCGCUGUGGAAGGAGACCCCUUCUGGGACGGAAUCAGAGAUGCACUUUUGGGCCCCCCUUCCAAUCAGACGAAGGAUUGCCAUCAUCCCAAACCAAUUCUGUUCAGCACAGGAGAGAUGAACUGGCCUUUGCCUUGGCAUCCUUCAAUUGUUGACGUUCAGAUCAUCACUAUCGGUUCAGUAGCCGUUUUGGCUAUUCCUGGAGAAAUGACUACCAUGGCGGGAAGGAGGCUUAGAGCAGCCGUGAAAAAGGAACUGGAGGCUGCUGAGAAGUUCAAAAACGCAGAAGUGGUGAUUGCCGGACUCAGCAAUGUGUACACUCACUACAUUACUACGUUUGAGGAGUACCAGAUUCAACGUUAUGAAGGAGCCUCCACCAUCUUUGGUCCUCACACCUUUGCUGCCUACCUGCAGAAAUUCACCAACUUAGCCAGAGCCAUUGCUCAGGACAAGGUGUCAGAGCUGCCAGUUGGUCCUGAACCACCCUUCUUUACAAACCUGUUCAACCUAAUGGCUGCAGCAGCUUAUGAUGCAAAACCAGAAAAUACCAGCUUUGGAGACGUCCUUGAUCAGGUCAACAGCAUUUACAGACAGGGCGAUGUUGUUUCAGUUACCUUUGUAGCAGGAAACCCCAGACACUCUGGAGACAUCAGAGAUAAAACAUUUGUUACAGUAGAGAUGUAUGACAACCUGACAGACAGUUGGGGGGUGGUCCACAAUGAUGCAUCAUGGGAAACCAGGUUUCAUUGGCUGAAAGGUUCAAACCGUCGAAGUAAUGCUACAGUGGAAUGGCACAUUCCCUCAUCUGCCCCAAGUGGUCUUUACAGGAUCAGACAUUUUGGACACUACAAACAGCUGCAAGGCUUGCAGACCAUCAUCACACCGUAUGAAGGCUCCUCUGACAUCUUCAGAGUUGUUUCCAGCUUCUACCAUCAGUGAUUCGUCAAGACUGAGGAACACGUCACUUUUGUUCAGAACCGGCCUGAUGGAGUUUCUUGAUGUGCCUUGAAGUUGUAAAAGCAACUCAUUUGUCAAAAAAGCACAAAUAUAUGUUAUAGGACUUCAAAAUGGAGUCCAUUAAAGUGUCCAUUAAAAUAGUUUGCAUUUACAAUGAUGUGUAGGAA